AUGGCCGCUAUUCAACUCAAGUUUCACCUUCGCACAUCGCCCAACGUCAAGACCGUCCAUCUGGUCGGGUCCUGGGAUAAUUAUAGUCGCGAGGCUCCUCUCUCUUGUGAUCACUCGAAGCCUGGUGCUUGGACGGGCAAGUUUCGUUUCCAGUCCUCCAUGCUGAAGUCUGGUGGACGGUACUGGUAUUAUUAUAUCAUGGAUGGAUACCACGUCUCCCACGACCCAGCAGUCCCAUACACCGUCGAGCCCACGACCGGCCGGAAACUGAACAUCCUUGACGUCCCCAGCGUCAAGUCCUCCGGCUCCUCCAACAGGGACAGGGGCAGCCAGCGCAUUCCUAACCGCACCAACGAAGUUGUCAGGGGACGUGCCCCGUCUCCUUCAAACAUCCAGCACCCUCGUCCCUCAAGACCGUGCCCCUUGCUGCGCAUCCCAGACAGCUAUGACCCGCCAACCAUGGCCGAGCUGACCAAAAAGUACGGAGGUUCUCGCUCUCAAUUGUCCAACCAGUCCUCUUCGUCCUAUUCGACCAGUCCGUCCCUGUCUUCGGGCUCCUCGAGGAGCAGUUCGCCCUCGUCCGUAUCGUCGCUCACCGACCCGCCUACUCCCACGUGCUGCUGUGAACGCUAUGGAAUUACUCACAAGGGCGACAGAAUCAAGCUCGACUGCAAUGGCAGCAGAUGCGGAUACGGCUCGGAUUGCGUAUCCCCGUCCUCCCGUGGCGGCUACUACGAGUCUGAGAGUGACGAAGACUACUACCAGAGUAGGCGUGGUUUUGGCCGUCGGGGCCUCGUCAUCCGCACAUAG
Monascus purpureus is the source of this 810-nucleotide messenger RNA. The record is from the annotation of a GenBank genome assembly. NCBI's taxonomy places the organism in Eukaryota, Fungi, Ascomycota, Eurotiomycetes, Eurotiales, Aspergillaceae.